AUGUGUGUCAGGAAGAGAAAUACGACAGUUCAGCAAUACAGCUCUCAGGCAUGGAAGAGAAGGUGGUUUGUGUUACGCAGUGGCCGUCUGACUGGAGACCCCGAUGUCCUGGAGUAUUACAAAAACGACCACGCCAAGAAACCUAUCCGGAUUAUUGAUUUAAACUUGUGUCAGCAAGUUGAUGUUGGGCUGAUGUUCAACAAGAAGGAGUUUGAAAACAGCUACAUCUUUGAUAUCAACACCAUUGACUGGAUUUUCUACUUGGUGGCAGACAGUGAGGAGGACAUGAACAAGUGGGUUCGUUGUAUCUGUGACAUCUGUGGCUUCAAUCCCACAGAAGAGGAUCCCGUGAAGCCCCUUGGCAGCUCCUCGCAAGCACCAGUUGAGUCACCUUUCCCUCUGAAUACAGCACCAGCCUCCGCCCAGCUGGAAGCCUCUUCCUCAGCAGCACUACCUCCUUCUUACCAGCUCAUCAGCCUCCCGCCACACCCAGACACUCUAGGACUCCAGGAUGACCCCCAGGACUACCUCUUGUUGAUCAACUGUCAGAGCAAGAAGCCUGAACCCACCAGACAAGGGUCAUCUUUUGUUUCUGAAGAAGGAGAGGAGUACCUCCUACUGGAAGAAUUUGAAAGCAAACCGAUCCCAUUGCAAACCCACGCUGACUCUGCAAAGCCAAUCCCUUCCGAGACAGACUGCAAUGACAACGUCCCUUCCCAUAAGACCCCUGCUUCCUCCCAGAGCAAACACAGAAUGAACGGCUUUUUUCAGCAGCAAAUGCUGUAUGACUGCCCUCCAUCCCGAGCUCCAUCCGUCUCUGUAGACUCCAGCCUCUAUAACCUGCCCAGAAGUUAUUCCCAUGACGUGUUACCAAAGGAGUCUCCAUCAAGCACUGAAGCAGAUGGAGAGCUGUACGUCUUUAAUACCCUGUCUGGGGCUUCGAGUGUGGAAGCUCAGAUGAGACAUGUAUCUAUCAGUUAUGACAUUCCGCCCACACCUGGGAACACUUACCAGAUUCCAUGGACAUUUCCAAAAGGCACCUUGGGACAGUCAUCAAAGCUGGACGCCAUUCCUGAUAUCCCCCCACCUCGGCCACCAAAGCCACUUCCAGCUCACGACCGGUCUCCUGUGGAAACGUGUGGCGCCCCACGCACAGCUUCAGACACUGACAGCAGUUACUAUAUUCCUGCAGCGGGCGUGCCGCCAUCCCGAAGUAAUGCCAUUUCCACCGUGGAUUUGAACAAGCUACCGAAAGAUGCUGUUUCUCAAGACUGCUAUGAUAUUCCACGAACCUUUCCAAGUGAUAGAUCUAGUUCCCUGGAAGGCUUCCAUAGCCAGUCUAAAAGCAAAACUGUGUUGACAGUGGGUGGUGUCUCAGGCGAAGAGCCGGAUGAAAACUAUGUCCCCAUGAACCCCAACUCGCCACCACGACAAUCCAGCAGCUUUACAGAGCCAACUCAGGAACCAAAUUACGUGCCAAUGACCCCUGGGACCUUCGACUUUUCUUCAUUUGGGAUGCAAGUCACUCCUCCCGCUCAUUUGGGCUUCAGGUCCAGCCCAAAGACCCCUCCCAGGAGGCCAGUUCCUGUUGCUGACUGUGAACCACCCCCAGUGGAUAGGAACCUCAAGCCGGACAGAAAAGCCAAGCCAGCACCUCUGGAAAUAAAGCCACUGCCAGAGUGGGAAGAACUGCAAGCCCCAGUCAGAUCCCCCAUCACCAGGAGCUUCGCUCGGGACUCCUCUAGAUUCCCCUUGUCCCCUCGGCCGGAUUCUGUGCACAGCACGACGUCCAGCAGCGACUCUCACGACAGUGAGGAGAACUACGUCCCCAUGAACCCAAACCUGUCCAGCGAAGAUUCCAAUCUCUUUGGCAGUAACAGCCUUGAUGGAGGGAGCAGCCCCAUGGUCAAGCCCAAAGGAGAUAAACAAGUUGAAUACCUAGAUCUAGACCUAGAUUCUGGGAAAUCCACGCCACCACGGAAGCAAAAGAGCAGUGGAUCGGGCAGCAGCAUGGCCGACGAGAGGGUGGAUUACGUUGUGGUGGACCAACAGAAGACUCUGGCUCUGAAGAGCACCCGGGAAGCCUGGACGGAUGGCAGGCAGUCGACAGAAUCGGAAACUCCCACCAAAAGUGUGAAGUGAAGAUACACCAUUGCCACUGCCAAACAAGUGGGAACUGAGGAGAAGACAGAUGCCAAGCGGAGAACGCGAUGCUUCUACUCUCAGAAGCUCAAGUAAGCAAGGAUGGAGAAAAGGACCUCUCAGAUGUGGUCAAGCAAAUUAGAUUGUAAAUGGUGCUGUGUGGUAUUGGAUUUGUAAUGUAAAUAAUGUGGGGGAAAUAGCGUUGUAGUUCUCACAGAAACAUCUGUCCCUAGCUAACAUGCCUGUAGUAUGACUAUAGUGAUGCACUUUUUCAUUGACCAUGUUGGUUUGGGUGUUCCUGAUGUACCCUAACAGAUUCCCUUCUUCCCGACGUACCCUAGCAGAUUCCUUUGGGUCUUCCCAACGUACCCAAACAGAUUCCCUUGGGUCUUCCUGACGUACCCUAACAGAUUCCCUUCUUUCCAACGUACCCUAACAGAUUCCCUUGGGUCUUCCCGACAUACCCUAACAGAUUCCCUUGGGUCUUUCCGAUGUACCCUAACAGAUUCCCUUGGGUCUUCCCGACGUACCCUAACAGAUUCCCUUGGGUCUUCCCGACAUACCCUAACAGAUUCCCUUGGGUCUUCCUGACGUACCCUAGCAGAUUCCCUCGGGAGUUCCUGAUGCACCCUAGCAGGUUCCCUCGGGAGUUCCCGAUGCACCCUAGCAGGUUCCCUCGGGAGUUCCUUUUGUCUUCUCACACUACUCUAUGUAACAAUACUAAGUGAAAUGGGCUACUUUUAGUUCUGGAAAUUUCAGUUGAAGCUACAGGCUAACACCAUUAAAAUGAGAAGUAGUUCACAAAUUUGCUUUCCCGUAAAGGUGGUAACCAUGAGCUUAAACUGUAGAAUAUAGUUGGACUCCCCCUUUGUUGGUUUCCAAAAUACCGGGGAUAAUGUAUAUACUGUUGUCAAGACCUAGUUCUUUGGCUCAUGUAUUCUUAGGUUUUAAUAGUAUAACUUGGUUGGUUUUUGUUAAUUGGUGUCUUGGGUUCAUUGUGUGAAGGGUUCUGCUGGGUAGGACCUUGCACCUUUGCCAGACUGGCUCCGGUUACACUCUUAGGCCCACAAAUUACCUGCAGAUGGACUGGUGGUCUGCUCUCAACCCUUGUUCACAUGGAUUAAACAUUAUUUGCAAAAGGUGGAUUCUGUGGCUAAUCAGGUACGUACAGAUCACUGCCGUGCCAAUAUCCUGAUCAGGUUUAGACAGAGAGCUCCAGUUAGGUUUGGGUUAAUCCUAAUAUUGGUUUAGAAUUAAUGAAAUGUUCACAUUCACUGUCAGUUACAGCACCAUACUGUGAUUUUGAAUUAAGUAGACAGUAAUUCAAUAUUAUUACUCUUGAGAAUGAAA
Molecule: messenger RNA, 3492 nt
Organism: Chionomys nivalis (European snow vole)
Lineage: Eukaryota; Metazoa; Chordata; Mammalia; Rodentia; Cricetidae
Product: GRB2-associated-binding protein 1-like
Exons: 12
Coding region: 1-2142 (713 amino acids)
Source: RefSeq, a predicted model, not a curated record